GAAUCACAUUUUGGCCUUUAAAAAAAAAACUUUAGCACCAUGCUUGAAGCGGCGGUUAUUUAAUUGUUAACGGAACCAUCGUAGCCCCGUUUGGAUUCUUGUUGUGCGACGUGAAGUUCUUAGAUUAUUUUCCUGAGAAGACCUGCGGAGCAACGAUGAACACCCAUACGCCUUUGGCUCUUCUUCUCAUCUCAUUUCUUCUUCUCUUCAGCUUGAUUUCCGUCAAACCGGAGGUUAUAACCCUAAAACCCGAUACCUUCACCGACAAGGUGAAGGAGAAAGAUACUGCAUGGUUUGUGCAAUUCUGCGUUCCUUGGUGUAAGCAUUGUAAGAAUUUGGGAUCACUAUGGGAGGAUCUAGGGAAGGAGAUGGAAAAGGAAGACGAGAUAGAAAUUGGACAAGUGGAUUGUGGGGCAAGUAAAUCAGUAUGUACAAAAGCUGAUAUUCAUUCGUACCCUACAUUUAAGAUCUUCUAUGAUGGUGAGGAGGUUGCAAAAUAUCAAGGGUCAAGGGAUGUUGAAUCGCUCAAGACAUUUGUUUUGGAAGAGUCAGAAAAGGCGGCAGCAAAGGCACAGAAUGAUGGUGACAAAGAAUUGUGAAUAUUUACUGGUUACAAGGCUUCGAUAGGAACCAGCGAGGCCAUCAAUGCGUCACAAACACGAGGCAGGAAAUGGAAGAAACAAUGACUUUGCAUGAACUUGAGAGAGAAAAAAAAUUGCCACUUCCCAAUUCUUGAUUGCAUCUUUUUAAUGUGGCAGGUAACAACCCAGCCAUACUCUUACAGGUAAAAGGGAAUUUUGAUCAUAUCAAAAGGUUUAUAAACUAAUGGCAUCCUGUUUGUGAGGACCUUCUAGGCAUACUUUUUCGUAAAAAAUUCUGUUGAUGUUAUUGAAUGCUAAAUGUUCAAUUUGCUGCAUUUUUGGGUUAA
Malania oleifera is the source of this 928-nucleotide messenger RNA. Its product is annotated as protein disulfide-isomerase 5-1. The record is from RefSeq and is a predicted model, not a curated record. Gene Ontology annotation, molecular function: protein disulfide isomerase activity. Gene Ontology annotation, cellular component: endoplasmic reticulum. Gene Ontology annotation, biological process: protein folding. Lineage: Eukaryota; Viridiplantae; Streptophyta; Magnoliopsida; Santalales; Ximeniaceae. The transcript has 5 exons. Bases 156 to 599 code for a protein of 147 amino acids.